AUAUAUCAAUUAUUGACUCUCCCCCGUCGCGUCUUCGGCGUAUAAUACACUCUCGAACUUAUCGGCGCGUAGCAACCAAAGACGCUAUGAUAUUAUACUGGCAUGCAAGGAAUUUUUUAUAAUAUACAAUCAUCGCAGACGAGAUAUUCCAUAAGUUCAGGGAUCAGAAGUUUUUGAACUUUUUAAAACGUUUAACCCGGGCCCCGAGCUCUCGUUUUUCACAGCAAUGUAGGCCUAGAGCAUGCCAAACUUUACUACCGUUCAGCGAUCUUGUGCAGUAAUUUUGUACGGUUUCGAGGCGGUUGACGAUUAAAAGCUUCAGUCUUCAUUCGUAAAUCCAAAGAGUUGGCCGUGGUAUAUCAAUGGUAAUAUCAUGGUAUAAUACACACUGUCGAGAUGGAUAUCUACGGCUGAGUUGUAUGAAGGAGAUAUAAACCGGGAGAUAGUAAAAAAUAACACACGGACGCCACAAUGUGCCGCUGGGGAUGCCCUACUGUCGACACGACCUACAUGUGUAAAUGGUGUGGGACGAGAUACUGCCGGGCCUGUCUUCGCGGGGAUUUCACAGGGGUCAUGCCCGAGCCCUCACGAUGUCGAAAGUGCAAUCAGAAAAAAUGCCAGGGUGAACGCGUGGAGUAUGUGGAGCCUAAACACCCGGUCAGCACGGACAAGAAAGGACGAGGACUCUCUUCUAAAUCCUCAAGAUCAUCGAAAUCAGCCAAAUCAACAAAGUCUAUAAAGAAAUCUGCCAAAAGGAAAUCGGGCAAGAAGCGGAAGAAAUGAAGCGAGACGGAAGACCUGUCACGUGACCAGUGCGGCAGAGCCAAUCAGGAUCUGAGUUUAAUGCGAUCUCAAGCUUUUAUCACCUCUUAUAAUGAUGACCGAAAGCGAGCUAUCGCGCGAUUGCAUCGAGGACGGAUCCUGCAACAUUGUAAAUCUACCGAACUUGCCCGUCAUAUCCCAAUGAAUAGGUGAGAGGUCUUUGUCGAAGAACUGAUCGUCGUAAAAAAAACUCUGAGCUGACGAAAAAAGUGCAAAUCUGUCGCUUGUCCAGAGUCACGGACGACACUGCUGUUUCGAUUCAACGACCCUCGACAAAGACUUCAUUGUCAUGAAAGGCAUUAGACAAUAGAUUCUCUACGUUCCAGAAAGCGUCUGCGUAGUGUUUCCGAUAAACUUCCUAAUGACAAACGGCAUCGCCGUGUCGGGACGCGAACCCUGUGGGUGUGUUGGUGUCCUUUACCCACCACGGCAACAAUUUACUUUCGUCACUCUCAACCCAGGUAUACAACACUGCAGGCAUAUAAUUGACACAGACAGGAAAUGAACUUUUGAAGACAGGUGGGACUUCACAAAAAACUAGCACAAAUACAAUUUGCUGUACACAAGUCAAUGCCGAGGAUUUUACAUUGCUUUCCUCGAGUGAAGGGUUUGCACAGCAAACUACAGCGGCAAAGCCCCAUCUGAGUUCUAAAAUUGUUGGACAUUAUUGCGCUGCAUAUAUUGCAAUGAUAAGUACUAUACUGUAUUAUGACAGUUAUACCUCUUGUCUUGCUUGUGAUAACAAUUACGAAACAGGUUCGAAAUAAUGGCCAUAAUUUACAGGAGCUCGGCCAAACUCUUGAGGAAGAUAAUGUCAUUUAAUUUCGACAUUAUUUUUUUACAUAAAGAAGAACAAAUAGAAGAGAUGGCUUAAGACUCCUCUGAAUAUAUUGAAACACAAUGUUCAGAAUGUUUCAUUCGAACAUUAUGUAUUCAAACGUGUAACCAAGUUUAAUAAAACUCAAGAUACGCUUGGAGAAUCUGUUUUGCUGACUUGAUAGGCCUAAUUUAUCUGUUUAACUUGCUCUGAGAAAUGGAAAAUGGACGUAUGGAAAUUCCUUGAGAUAAUUGUGCCAAUAUUAUAUUUUUAGCCAAAUUUGUGUAUAUGAGUGAACCGAAUUUAAAAAAAAAAUGUUGGUACCGUUAUUUUUUCGACCAUGUUAUUUCACCGCCAUUUUGCAUAAAGGACUUUUUAAAAUCUUUAGUCCUAUCAACGUUUUAAGCAUUGUGUAAGGUUCAAAAUUUGAGGAAAAUCACUUAAUUGAUAUGAUAGUCUAACACUCUCAAUAAAUCUUUAUAUUAGCUGAAAUGUCGGAUCAUUUUGAUUGGCGCCAUCUUGAAAUUCAAAAUGGCCGUCAUCAUUUAAAUUCAUUUGACUUCGAUAUAUACGGUUGCAUCAAAAAGAUUAAAAUUUGUUGUAAUGGAACCAUAACACGUGGAGCGUUGUGGCCCAGUGGAUUAGUCUUCCGACUUUGAAACAGAGGGUUGGUCGUGGGUUCGAAUCCCAGCCAUGGCGUAAUUUCCUUCGGCAAGAUUUUUAUCACAUUGUGCUGCACUCGACCCAGGUGAGGUAAAUGGGUACCUGGCAGGAAUAUAUUCCUUGAAAUGCCACCGCGCUGUAAAAGGCUCCGGGGCUAAGCCAGGGUAAAAAUAUCCAAUUAAGCGUAUAGGGACGCAUUUGGCAGUGAUAUGCGCUAUAUAUUAAAGCAUGUUGGUAUUAUUAUUAUUAUUAUUAUACCAUCUAUUCUUCGGAUGUAAAAAUGUGCCUACCACUUCUCUUAUUCAACUAUUUCGUAUAAUAUACGUAAACACCGCAUAAUUCAGGUGGAAUCGCCUUCACAAAAUGCCCCAACCCCCAAUUUAUCUAUUUUUUCAAAUAGUGCAAUAAACGAGUAUCAUUGAAA
Messenger RNA from Lytechinus pictus (painted urchin), 2726 nucleotides. RefSeq lists its product as uncharacterized. The transcript is spliced from 3 exons. NCBI's taxonomy places the organism in Eukaryota, Metazoa, Echinodermata, Echinoidea, Temnopleuroida, Toxopneustidae. The record is from RefSeq and is a predicted model, not a curated record. Bases 472 to 783 code for a protein of 103 amino acids.